AUGCCUCUCAACCAUCCAAUAUACCACAAGGAUGAAACUGUGUUAUGCUUUCAUCAUGAUAUCCUCUAUGAAGCAAAGAUAAUAGCACUCAGACUGAGUGACCCAGAAGAUCGAAAAAGCCCUUACGAAUAUCGAGUUCACUACAAGGGUUGGAAACAUACAUGGGACGACUGGGUGUUUCAAGAUCGACUUCGAAAGGCUACAGAAGACAAUAAAGAGCUUGCUGCGACCCUAAGACGUGAGGCAGAAGCUGCUUCUCGCAAGAAAUCCAAAAAGAAGAAACCUGCGGCGUCGGACCCUGGUUCCAACAUAGGCAGUGAUGAUAGACAAUCAUCUAUUCCUGCCAGGGGAACAAAGCGCGGAAGAGACACGGAGAUCGAAAAGGAGGAUGAAUUCAAUGCACGACCAUCUAUUCGCAUAGUUAUACCUGAUAAUCUCAAAGCACUCCUCGUAGAUGACUGGGAAUACGUUACCAAAAAUAACCAACUUGUUCCGCUUCCAGCGAAGGCACCUGUUUCGACAAUACUUGAUCAAUACUUUGAAGAAGAAAAGCCCAAAAGGGCUAGCCCUUCAGAUGUUGAUGUGUUAGAGGAGGUAGUAGCAGGAAUCAGGGAGUACUUUGAGAAGUCGCUUUCGAAGAUUUUACUUUACCAGUUUGAGAGACAGCAGUACCAGAUCAUAACAUCCCUACCCGAGCUCAUUGCACAAACUGGCUUAAGCCAGCAGGCUACACAGCGGUUACGUGAAGAGUUGUCGAAGUUCUCUAUGUGGCUUAGCAAACAUUCAGAACGUUACUUUUCUGCCAAGUAUGACUCUCCUAGCAAAGAGUAUAUCGACAAGGCCAAGGGUGUGAAUAGUCAGGAUGUACCUGGUACAGUAACUGCUCGUCUCUUUGAAAUGGACAAGCAGGAGAAAUCUGAUUAG
Molecule: messenger RNA, 924 nt
Organism: Microsporum canis CBS 113480
Lineage: Eukaryota; Fungi; Ascomycota; Eurotiomycetes; Onygenales; Arthrodermataceae
Product: histone acetylase complex subunit
Exons: 4
Coding region: 1-924 (307 amino acids)
Biological process (GO): chromatin organization; regulation of DNA-templated transcription
Cellular component (GO): nucleus; NuA4 histone acetyltransferase complex; Rpd3S complex
Source: RefSeq, a predicted model, not a curated record